Messenger RNA from Mobula hypostoma (lesser devil ray), 4062 nucleotides. RefSeq names its product NACHT, LRR and PYD domains-containing protein 3-like. The record is from RefSeq and is a predicted model, not a curated record. Bases 46 to 3060 code for a protein of 1004 amino acids. The transcript is spliced from 11 exons. Gene Ontology annotation, molecular function: protein binding. NCBI's taxonomy places the organism in Eukaryota, Metazoa, Chordata, Chondrichthyes, Myliobatiformes, Myliobatidae.
ACUGCCGGAGGAACUCAGUGGGUCGGGCAGCAUCUGUGGAGGGAAAUGGACCGUCAACAUUUCGGGCCGAGACCCUCCCUCUGGACUGAGAGUGGACGGGAAAUAGUCAGAGAAAAGAGAUUAUCGCCAGCAGGAGGUGCUUUCUUCCACCCAGACAGCACACAAGCAGACGACUAUCAACCAACGUCAGUCAGAGUCAGAAUGGACACAGAUCUGAACUCUGCAAUCUCCGCCUUCCUGUCAAAUUGUGAGGAUCACCAACUGUUCCGGUUGACGAGAUUCUACAUGGAGCGACUGGAGCAGGCGAUUGAGGAGGGAGUGGAGGGAGUCGGCUUCAUGUUAAUGGGCGAGGAUCACUUCACCGGGCCAGAGUAUCACAGCGUGACUGAGCUGGCGGAGAAGGGAAACCGAGCGGGCGCUUCCAAACUCCUCCUGGAUCUGGUGAUGGAGAAGGGCUCCGGGGCCCGGAGGGUGAUGUGGGAAUCCUUUGUGAAACUACACCACCAUUUACUGAAGCUGAGCAGAAUAUUGAAGGAAAUACGGGAACGUGGUGACGGCCAGUUCGUCUACAUGGACACUGAGCGGGGUUUAUCUGAAGUGCCCGCGCAUCUGAAAGAUGUUCAACAGAAACACAAGGAGACUCUGCGGGUACAAAGUGAAACACUGAGAGUCAACACGAUCCUGAUGAGGGAGAAGGUGAAGGUUUUCCAGCUGGUUGAUCGAUACGCUGAGCUCACGAUCAUUUCUACUAUUCGAGAUCGGAGACUGGUGGAACAUGAGCUGCUGGCAAGAGGCAGAGACCACGAGGAGUGGAGAGAGAAACAUCUCCGCAGAGAGCUGGAGAAAAUUGGGAUUGCUCAGCUGUUUCAGAAUAGUUACUCGCAUAGUUUUUGGGACAACAUGAAAAGAUUCUUCACACGAUCAAAUUCGGGAUGUUCGGCAGCAGUGGCCGGAGUCCCGGGGAUCGGGAAAACAACAAUGGUUCAAAAGAUUGUUUAUGACUGGGCCACAGGGAAAAUAUACCAAAAAUUCCAGUUUGUCUUCAGUUUCAAAUUCCGAGAUUUAAACUCCAUUAACUGCAGAAUAAACCUGAGGGAACUGAUUCUGGAUCAGUAUCCUUACUUCGGGAAUUGCCUGAGAGAGGUCUGGAAGAACCCAGAGGGAUUGUUGUUUAUAUUCGAUGGUUUGGAUGAAUUCAAGCACAGAAUUGAUUUUGCUGACAGUCAGAGAGAUACAGAACCCAAGCACCAGUGCCCAGAUCCCGAGUGGUGGUGUGAAGUGUCUGACAUUGUGUACAGUUUAAUCCAGGGCAAGCUGCUCCCAGGGUGUUCAGUGCUGGUGACCACCCGUCCCACUGCGUUACAUUUAUUGGAAAAGGCAAUGAUCAGUCUCUGGGCUGAAAUCUUGGGAUUUGUUGGUGAGGAACGGAAAGAAUAUUUCAUCAGGUAUUUUGAAGAUCAGAGGGUGGCAGCAGCUGUUUUCAAACACGUGGAGGAGAACGAGAUCUUGUACACCAUGAGCUACAACCCCUCCUACUGCUGGAUCCUCGCUCUGGCACUGGGCCCCUUCUUCACACAAAGAGUCAGGGACCCGCAGCGAGUUCCCAAGACCAUCACCCAACUGUACUCCUACUAUAUUUACAACAUCCUGAAAAACCACGGCCGUGAGAUUGAGAACCCCCGUGAUAUGUUACUGAGAGUUGGACAGAUGGCCUUCAGAGGAGUGUCCGAGAAGAAGAUUGUGUUUGCAGAUGCAGAUUUGAUCAACUACAAUCUGCAGCCUUCCCAGUUCCUGUCCGGGUUCCUGAUGGAGCUUUUGGAGAGAGAGGAUUCUGCCCGGAGCGUGGUGUACACAUUCCCACACCUCACCAUCCAAGAGUUUGUAGCUGCUAUCGCACAAUUCCUGAAUCCACAUCCCGGGGAUAUCCUGAAAUUCCUCACUGAAGCCCACAACACGACAGAUGGGCGAUUUGAGGUGUUUCUCCGUUUUGUUGCUGGUCUCUCCAACCCAAUGACAGCUCGUGGCCUGGAGGAGUUUCUGGGCCCAUUUCCUCAUCAAACAACCUGCCGGGUGAUUGACUGGGUGAAGGAGGAGGUUAAACGCCAGAGUGGAAACACAGAGAGUGAAGCUGGUAAAAGGAGCUUUCUGAACACAUUGCACUACCUGUUUGAGUCUCAGAAUCGUGGGCUGGCUCAGGCCACACUGGGAUCUCUUUCAUUCAGUGGAAUGACACUGACGCCGAUUGACUGCACGGUCCUGUCUCAUGUCAUCGGACUCUGUGAUACAAUAAAACACCUGAACCUAGAGAGCUGCCACAUUCAGUGUGAAGGAAUCCAGCGGCUGGGACCCGGGCUGCACAAGUGCCAGGAGUUGAGCCUUGGAGAGAAUAAACUGGGAGAUUCAGAAGUGCAACUGGUGUCUGCAGCUCUGAGGAACCCGGAGUGUAAAAUACAGAAACUGUGGCUGGACAAUGUCGGUCUCACAGAUUCUAGUGUCGAGGAUCUCAUCUCCGCUCUCAGUACAAACCCAUCACUGACGGAGCUGGACCUGAGUGGUAAUAAACUGGGAGAUUCAGGAGUGAAACUGGUGUCUGCGGCUCUGGGGAACCCGGAGUGUAAAAUACAGAAACUCGAGCUGAGGGAUGUCGGUCUCACAGAUUCUGGUGCCGAGGAUCUUGUCUCCGCUCUCAGUACAAACACAUCACUGACGGAGCUGGACCUGGGUGGCAAUAAACUGGGAGAUUCAGGAGUGAAACUAGUGUCUGCGGCUCUGAGGAACCGGCAGUGUAAAAUACAGAUAUUGUGGCUGUACCGUGUCGGUCUCACAGAUUCUGGUGUCGAGGAUCUCGUCUCCGCUGUCAGUACAAACCCAUCACUGACGGAGCUGAACCUGGGAUCAAACUCGCUGACAGACCGAUCUGUCCCCGCUCUCCGCCGCCUCAUACUGACCCUCCCAAGUCUGAAACGGAUCCGGCUGGAAAUGAAUCGGUUCAGUUGGACCGGGAAGAAGGAACUGAGAUCUCUGCAGGAACCCAGGCCCGGACUGACAGUGACCGUGUGAACAUCUGAAUGUGUGAACACUCACAACACGUGGAGGAACUCAGCAGGUUGGGUAGCAUCCGUGGAAAAGAAAACUAUCGGGGAAUGAGUUUACAUGGUCACAUCGACAGACUAAAUUACUGAUAUUCGGUGAAGACCCUGGAGCUGGGCAUUGAGGGACGUUGAUCUUUUCCAUGGAUCCUGCCCGACAUGCUGAGUUCCUCCAGCGUGUUGUGAGUGUUGCUUUGACCCCAGCAUCUGCAGAUUAUUUUGUGCAUGAAUGUGUGAACAUCCCCGCCCGCGGGAGGGGACACUUUGCCCGAUUCCCCAGCCUCCCCUUUAACGGCCGCACAGCAGAUUUAAUUCUCAAUGGUUCUAAAGGAACUGGCUCCCGUCUCGCGCACUUUGACAACGGAAGCGGUCCCGCAGUGACGUAUUUCCGCCUGUUAUCCAGCGACACUGCUGCCGCCGGAAGUGUGGGUUCGAGUCUUCCCCACGUGAGACCCCGGGGAAUUCCAGAGACAGGAAGAUCCUGAGGAUGGCGGGUUUCAGCCUGGGACACCGGUGUCCCGGGGUGGGAUUAUCCCGGGAGAGAAUCCUUUUGCUCCCUUUGCUGAGGACGGUGCAUUCGGCAGUCUGGCUGAUAUAAUGGUGUUAACUUGACAAAUGCAGCGAUCAGGGACACAUGUUGGCGCGUGGCCAAGGGUUAAGGCAUUGGACUAGUGAUCUGAAAGUCGCGAGUUCGAGCCUCAGCAGAGGCAACGUGUUGUGUCCUUGAGCAAGGCACUUAACCACACAUGCUCCUGCACAAGACACUGCCCUGAAUUGUGAUUUCAUAACCAUCGACUCUCGGAUGCAGAGUGGUGGUGAGGAACGGGACUGAUUAUUCAACCGGUCACUCGUUGUUAAUUGUGUGUGUCUGUGAGUGAGUCGGGCGUCCUUUAUUUAUUCCCGCACGUCAGCAGCUCACACAUUGUUUAAUUUACAUUUGUCAUGAUGAAAUCAAUAAACAACUGCAACUUUC